Octopus sinensis (East Asian common octopus) is the source of this 3996-nucleotide messenger RNA. RefSeq lists its product as uncharacterized. The coding region runs from base 1777 to 3588 and encodes 603 amino acids. The record is from RefSeq and is a predicted model, not a curated record. The transcript is spliced from 6 exons. NCBI's taxonomy places the organism in Eukaryota, Metazoa, Mollusca, Cephalopoda, Octopoda, Octopodidae. Gene Ontology annotation, molecular function: protein binding.
AUCUGUCUCGCACACAGGGUUUGUUCCUUCUCUCUAAUUCUGUAAGAAAGGACAAAUCUAUUCCUUAUAUUAAAAAAAUAAAUCAGUUUCCUUUCUCCAAGCAAUUACUUUUUCUAUUUAAAAAUCGAGCUUACACUCAUAUCUUCCAAACUAUGAAUUAUAUCUACAAAAAUAAACGACCAAAAAAAAAAAAACCCGUUUUCCUUCUGUGCAUAUAUACGUGAUUAUGUUUUAUGCACGGUAAACUGAAUAAACACUUGAGAAGUAACAAUCAAGUUUUUUUGCAAUGCAUCAGUCAAUCCAAUAAUGCUUGUGGUAAUACAGCUGUAUUGUGAUCCAACUUAUAGACGUUAGGUACCAAUUAUUACGCUGCAGGAAAAAAAUGUAGAAAGUACAAACAAAAGUGUACUCGAUACACUGGAGUAGCUAACACUACGAUCGGUCAUUUACAGUCUGCCCAUAUGGCUCACAUUAGGUGAAACAAUUAUACUAAUUACAAGUUGGAGCUAGAACGAAGUAUGGAACGGAAAAUAAGAAGUAAAUGGAAAAGGUCUGCUACAGAUGAGGAACAACGAAGUGAAUUUGAUCCGUUGUAUGUGAGAUAUGAGAAAGAUUGGCACAAGUGAAUCGAGGAAGUAACUGAUCGGCUGUGGAUGAUGUAUGAAGGAGAAACAUCUGUAUUAGUACGGACUUGUAAUGUGACUGCUUGACGCAUAUUUGCUGAAAAUAUGCUGUAAUUUGACAGUGCAACUACACACGUACCAAGUGAGAGUUUUCGAAUCAGUUACAUUGGGAACUGACAUGAAACAAUAUCAACAUGCUUGCAGAGAUGUAUUGCAGAUACACGAAGCAUAUGCUGAAAUUGAUGACGAGGAGAAACUGGACAAUUCUGAGUAAUCUGGUGUAAUAUAAGAAUUAUGUUACGCAUUUGUUAAAAGUUCUCUGCUAAUUGUGUUGUCAUAAUUUUAAUUGCAUCAUUGAACAAUAUAUUUCGUUGGUACAAUGGGCAAUAAAUAUAAAUGACUUCUUGCUUAAGCAAUUGUUUCAUGAUAUUUUUGAGGAAUGUUUUUUUCCAUGGCCACUAGUUUUUGUCUUAUACAUAGAUCAGGGUCAUUGUUAUAAACAGUGGGAAAGCAGAACAAGUGAUCCCAACCCUACAACAGAUUAACGUACAAAGCUCAACUGGGGUUUUCUGUGAUUUAUGCCACCGUCAUUCGUUCAGUAAAAACCAUGCCAUAAUGUGUACCAUCAUGCAAAAACCAAUACAAUAUUUGGUACGCUCCAAUAUCUAAAAGGAAAAUAUCUAUAGUUAUUUAUAUAGUUUAAUUUUUCCAGGAAAACUAUAGUUUUUCCAGUAAUCCUUGAGUAGACACAAAAAAGUAACUAUGUUCUCGAUCUGUAAAUUAGGUCUUGGACAGUUUUUCUCUAGAUCUACACACUUUUUGAGAAAUUCCAGUUGUGAUGAACAAGUGUAUGUAGGACACAUGACAAAGCAGUAUCUAUUCGGAAACCUUUUCACAGUUAUUCUGCAACCAUAGAGACAAUGCGAAGGGUGUGGAAAGAACAGUUCAAAAAGACCUUGGAAGCAACUUUGGUAACCACCAACCGCAACAGAUAACGUUUAAGAUGGAGUUUGGAAAUUGUCAAGAAGGAAGAGAUGAAGUAAUUCAAGCAGCGUAGCACAGAAGCAUCGACAGAAAGAAGAUAAAGUUUGCAGAUUGUAGGUUAAAAUGGCAACAGAGCAUUACUGAGGAUGAAUUUUUUAUAUCAUCACCAAUGUUUGGAAUAACAUCUCUAAGUUACUGGCAUGACUUUAUUGAAGCUUGCAAUUUGCUGUCUCAUAAAUGUUGUUCUUGUAUUUGUUCCUCUCCAGACAUUGAAGACACAAGUCCUGGUAAUCUAAAAGAAUUCUCCUCCUCCAAAACAAACAGUAAUGAUUCACUUCAGGAUAUUGUGAUCAAAGAUCCAUCACUUGAAGGUCUUUGUAGGAACAAACUAUCAACUAUAUCUUGCCGAAUAUUUGAAUUAAUACACCAGAAUUACACUGAAGUUGUUAAAAAUGAACUCGAUCAGUUUUCUGAUGUCCAACGCAAAUUCAUUGUCAAAGAAAAACAUAUGGGCCACACUAUGUUAUCAUUGGCUACGAUAUCAGCUCAAACCGACUUGAUGAGAUAUUUGCUAGAACAUUGUGAUGCAGAGAUUGAGCAGAGAGAUACAAAUGGUACUACACCAGUAACCCCUCUUUGGCUAGCUGUUGAACGGCGUAAUGUGGAAGCUGUUGAUAUACUAUUAGAACAUGAAGCUGAUGUUAAUGCUAAGGGCGAAGGGGAUUGUCCAAUCAUUUUACUUGCUGCUCAAAAUGUUAACCUACAAAUUGUUGAAAGCCUUAUUUUGAGUGGUGCUAACAUGAAUGCUUCUGAUGAGUGGGGAUAUACCCCUCUCCAUGCUGCACUUUGGAAUAUGGGUUUGAUGAGACUUCUUAUGGAGAAUGGGGCUGAUUUAAAUGCAAAAGACCAAAAUGGAGAUACGAUGUUGCACCUCAGUGUACGUAAAGGAUUCUUUGAAAUGUGUAAAUUUUUGCUUAUGCAAGAGGUGAACCCUUAUGAAGUUAAUAUUGAUGGUUAUGAUGCAUUCCAACUGGCAGCAUUGUAUGGAGAAUGUGAAAUAUUGGUAUAUUUACUAAUUACUUUCCCAUAUCCUAAGGAGUGCCCAAAAGAGUUUUUUAACGAACCAACCAAAGUUAAGAUCAAAGAAAUGCUAGAGACUUAUGUCCCUAAAGAUUAUUCUUUAGACCUUCAUGCACUUCUUGCUAUUGAGAAAGUGCUCGGACCUACUUGUGAUAAGACAUUUUAUGCCCUUAAAGAAGCUGCUGAACUAACCAGUCGAUCUAUGGAUUUUGCACAAUCGUGGAUUAUCUAUAUUCAUCUCCUUCAAAUCUGUCAUAAACCCCACCAUGUACUUGACAGUAAUGUAAUCACUGGUAUCUUCCAGCUACUUUAUAACAUAUUCUGUGAAUAUGGUGAAAUUAUCGUACCUGUAGAGAGAGCUCUUGGCAUAUUCAAUGGAAUGUUCCGAGAUGUUAUAUGCAAUCUCAACUUGCUGCAAAGACGUGAGAGUGGAAAAGAAGAUGAGACAUUCAACAUGGGUCGCUUCCAAGAAGUUUUUAUCCGGUUGCUUAAUCUGUUGGAAUUUAUUACAAAACUUAAGUCCAACAAUACUGGAAAUUCAUCUUCUGACAAAGUGUUCCUCAUAAUUCCAUUACCGUGCAUUUUAUUUGAUGUAGUGUCCCCUUUAAAAAAUGAACAAGUGCCAGGGAAAAUUGAUGAUAGCCAAACUUUAGUGUGCGUGCGUGUGCAUGGAAGAUGGGAAUACUUGGAUGUAUUUCUGGCCCAAGAAGAUUUAGUUCUUACAACCAAAGGUCGGUGUGUGAAAACAUAUCAUUACUUAGAAACAGGUCGAAGACAGUUAAUACCUUCAAAAAUUCCCCUUCCUUUGCAAUGUCUUGCAAUGCAAGUCAUUCAAGUUGACAAUGUUCCAUAUGAAAACAUACUCCCACCUGCACUUUGUAAUACAGUUGAACAUCAUUAAAUUAUUUGAGAAUCAAAAAAUUACCUCAUAGUAGAGAUCAAAGAAAUGAUUUUUAAAAAUGUUAUGUAAAAGAUAAAGAAUUAUUUUCACAAGAUAAUGACAGAAAAAAUUACAUCUCACUCUACAGUUCAAUACAUUGAAAUUUAAGUAAGUCUGCUAGUAAGUCUAAAAGUAGUAUAGUGUUUUGAUAUGCAACCUUAAUUUUGAGUAUAUUAGUUGGUCCUAAGUGAAAGCCAUGCAAGUUUCUUGCUCAAUUAGCUGUAGACAAUCCUGUAAGCAAUGGUUCUUCUCUUUGGUUUUUCAUUGGUUGGUUUCCAAAAUCAAGCUGCCAGCCAGAAAUACAUAUUAGUUACAUUCCUUUUUCAUUUUGUAGCAACAUUGAGUCCAUUAAAUAACUUUUACUGGAAG